ACGAUGGUUUGGAAUUCCGUUUAAAACCAUCAGUAUCAUCAUGAACUUGUAUUAGGUUCAUGGUAUCAUCAUCUUGGAGUCAUUGCUGCUGAUACGGGCAGACGAGAACUUCAUACACUGAGCAGCCCAAAGGGUGGCCGUUUGCAGGACUGUCUAAGAAUUUCUACAAAAUACAGUAAGCGAUUGAAUUUUGUUUUCUUCAAGCAGAACCGACAAUCAUGUUGGCAGUUUGUCUUCUCACUUUCAUCACUGCGUUGACUACCGCAGCCCCGACGUCGACCCCGAACCCGACCCCUGAGCCUCCUAAUGGAAUUCGCCAAUGUGCGCGCUCAGAGUGCCCCGUCUACACUGAAUUGGCAGAUUAUGGUCUAGAUAUGUGGAAGCGGCGGAUCGAACCAGGAGUUUGGGCGCGUAAGGUUGCUCCAACCUGCAACAGAACUACUGCGAUAGGUUUAGUCUACAUGGACAUCCAUUACUACUUUAGGGACAACGGGAUUAACCGGACGACACCAAUCAUGAUGGAAGUCUCGGAAAACAAGGCCGCGCCAUCUUUUUGUCCUGACCAAUCAGAAUCCUUCCCUUGCUGUGACGAAAUCUACGCACUUCUCUUCUACAUCCCUGCAGUUUCGCAGGCAACCGCCCCACCCCCAUCAAAGGACUCUGGGGUGGAGCUAGUGCACAUGGAAGAUCCUCGGGAGUUCUACGGAAUCACCUUAGGUGGGCGACCAGUCAAUGAAAAUGUGACAGCGAAUUACAAUCAGCUUUCUAAAUACCUCGACGAGCAGGGUAUUCGAUUCGAUGACGAUGCAUUCCUUGUUGCUUCUUAUGAUGCACCAUGGCGGCCUCAGCCUCAUCGUAAUGAAAUCCUGAUUCCUAUCAAGAAACCAUGCAGAAGGCAUGAUGGUAAUGAUGGCAUCGCCAACCCGAAAGACGGUCAAGAAAACGAAACAGAUCAAGGUCUCGAUGGUGUUCGUGGUCGUGAGGCCGGUCAUGGAGGUCGUCGUCAAAGACGCAACGUCGACUACCUUCCCAACAUCGAUCUCAUUCCGUUUUGAGAUGGUCGGCAAACGACUCUAACCAAGAUUCUAAUGAUGUUAUGUCAUUUCAUUUCGUUCGUAAAGUAUGAUAUACUACAUGUUAAGAAUAAGACAAGCUGAAGGGUGAAGGCACUCUUUUUUAUUUUUUUUCCUUUUACAUUUUAAAGGCAUAUAGGGUACUUUGCUUUUUUCAUUUGUUAUGUGAUUUAAGACAAUUGCCUUUUAAAUAGUGUUGAAAUACAUCACAUGUAUAAUUACGUAUCAGCAUGAUCAGGAGCCGCAUUUUCAUUAGCCAUUCGGCUAUUCGAUGGGUUACCAUUAACACAGUACAUGUACUUUUGUUUAUCCUGUAAUUAUGUAAUUUCAGAAAUAGUAAUAAAUUCAUUCAUUCGUUCGCGCGUUUAUCCGAAGGUCACCAUCGUCAUUCCGAAACACACAUUUUCAUACGUUGGGGGGGGGGGGGGGGGGGGUCAUAACUCUGAAAAUGUAAUAGGGAUCGUAGUUUUUGCGUUAUUCCGAAGGUUCGUUUACCUGAAGGAUCAUUAUAGUUCCCAAAGUGAAAUUGGGUUCAUUAUUCCAAAUAUCCAUACUUCCAUAGAUGAAGUAGAGUUUGUUUUUCCGGAGGUUUAUAAUUCUCAUAAAUGAUACUUGGAUAACCUGGUUCUAUUUCAAUUUUGGAAUUACAAAUCCUACAUGUAUAUGAGAUGAUCUCUCUCUCUCCGUCGGUCGAUAAUCUAUAUCCCGACAAGUCGAAUGGAGCAUGGCGGAAGGGGGGGGGGGGGAGGCUGGUGCACCUUCUCACAUCCCCUUCCAUGGCUAAAAAAACACUAAAGAAAAUGAGUCCCUAAUUUUACCUUCGAAUUAUGCCACUAGCAGCAAGUUUAGACAUUCCAUGAGACCUCCAAAGGCACCUGAUAAUAAGAUGACGUUUUAUUUGAAGUUUGGGGCAGUGAUGACCCCCCCCCCCACACACACACACACACACACCUCGCCAUCCCGCCAGAUAAUUCUGAAUUUGCUAGUGGAAACCAUCCAUGAAUCUAUAAAUAAAUUCGUUUAUAAUUUUGAUUUCUGUCAUGAUUCAGGAUAAUAACGACCAUUGAGUGGUUGUGAGAAAAAGAUUAAUUAUUACAAUAACAGUAACUGGCAGUCAGUGAUCGACUUACGUUCAUGUUAUGAGUACUGUAUAUAUGUUUUAGAUAUAAUGUUAAUGUUUAAGACACCAACUGAAUUGGCAAUGACGUAAUAGUAAUCCCUUUCUCAUUGAUAAUUUUUAUUUUUUUAUCGGAUUGGUCUUGCAAAUUUGUUAGGCCUAUUGAUUAAUAAAUACUUCUAGCCGUAAA
Molecule: messenger RNA, 2380 nt
Organism: Strongylocentrotus purpuratus (purple sea urchin)
Lineage: Eukaryota; Metazoa; Echinodermata; Echinoidea; Camarodonta; Strongylocentrotidae
Exons: 6
Coding region: 219-1055 (278 amino acids)
Source: RefSeq, a predicted model, not a curated record